AUGAUACUAUCGAAAUUCCCCACGAAACUACCAAACUUACUUGCAUUCAAAACGACCCCCACAAACCACAGCUACGUAACCCCACUAAGAAGUUUUACAACAAGCACUCGUAUCUUUCAAACCCCACUCGAACUAUAUACCAAACGAGUACAACAAGGUAAGUUACGAGAUGACCCAUACCAACACAAAAUCAUCUCUUCAUUAUCGCAAUUACAUGAACUGUUGAACACAUACCAGCCACCCAAAGUCGAAAUUCCAACGUAUCAAGAUUUGAAACCAAAAUUUUCCCUCAUAAAGACAUUUUCAUCAUUUUUCGGCCGCAAUGGUGGCAGUUCAGGCUCCACCACCGGUGCUUCCGAUUAUGAUUUUGGCAACGACGGUACGGGUGUCAAGGGUAUCUAUCUAUAUGGGGAUGUCGGGUGUGGGAAAACCAUGUUGAUGGAUCUUUUUUACCAAACAGUGCCACCACACUUGAACAAGAAACGUGUUCAUUUCCAUCAGUUUAUGCAAAACUUGCACAAGCGUACACAUCAAUUGAAAAUAAAGUACAGUUCCAAGCUGAGCUCGGGCGAAGAACAUGAUGAUAUUGAUGUGAUUCCUAUAUUGGCAGCUGAAAUUGCUCGUGAUUCUACUAUUUUGUGUUUUGAUGAGUUUCAAGUGACCGAUGUUGCUGAUGCCAUGCUGUUGCGACGUUUAUUAAUGAUGUUGUUGUCGCCAGACUUUGGAGUUGUUUUGUUUGCCACGAGUAAUCGCGCUCCCGAUGACUUGUACUUGAACGGUAUUCAACGAGUCAGUUUUAUCCCUUGUAUUCAAUUGAUUAAACAUAAAUGUCGAGUCAUUUAUUUGAACUCGCCAACCGAUUAUAGGAAAGUGCCUAAACCCAUUAGUUCGGUGUAUUACUCGCCCAAACCAGGAGUGAAAUGGGACUCCAGGGUCAAUCGUGCCAAUUGUGCCAAGCAUGUUGCUCAAUGGUAUGAAUAUUUCAAUGACGGUAAUACUUCGUGUCAGGAUCAAUUGACUGAUUUUGAUCUUGAAGUAUGGGGGAGAAAAAUCCCCAUCCCGUUAUGUUCACCGCCCAAUGUGGCCCAAUUUACAUUUUUUGAAUUAUGUGGAACCCCAAGGUCAGCAGGUGAUUAUCUAACGUUGGCUGAGCUGUUUCAUUCAUUUAUGAUCACAGAUAUCCCAUAUCUUAGUAUCGACGCUAGAAAUGAAGUGCGUCGUUUUAUUACGUUUUUGGAUGCAGUUUAUGAUUCCCAUGGUCGGUUGGCUGUUACUUGUGCUGCUCCAUUCAAGGAUUUGUUUGUAGAACCAGAAGACUUGGCAGAGGGAAAUUAUCAAUUGUACAAACGACAAAAGGAUAAAGGUGUUGAAGAAACAUUUGAAGACGACGAGUUGGUGACAAAGCAUGGAUUUGAUAAAUCGAUUGCGAAAAAGGCAAAUAUGUUUGCCAAUGAUGAAGAACGAUUUGCAUUUGCUAGAGCUUUGAGUCGGUUGUCCCAAAUGAGUACAACUGAAUGGAUAGAGCAUGGGCAGUGA
Molecule: messenger RNA, 1536 nt
Organism: Lodderomyces theae
Lineage: Eukaryota; Fungi; Ascomycota; Pichiomycetes; Serinales; Debaryomycetaceae
Exons: 1
Coding region: 1-1536 (511 amino acids)
Biological process (GO): protein quality control for misfolded or incompletely synthesized proteins
Cellular component (GO): cytoplasm; mitochondrion
Molecular function (GO): ATP hydrolysis activity; ATP binding
Source: RefSeq, a predicted model, not a curated record